UUUGGAUUCAUCCCUGUAAUUGUUUACGACUAUACAGUAUAAACACAUUUUAACAAUUCUUCCGCCACGGACCACCGCUUAGGCGAUCUCCGGCCGCCGCGGGCAACGGUGCUUCAACUUUUUACUCCUCUCUCUUCCUCUUCUACUCAUGAUUCUCGCGUCUCCAUCGCUCUCGUUUUCGUCUCGAAGCUUUCUGUGACUCCGCACUCGAUCUCGUUCUCGCCCUCAGACGCCGCCAUGCCCAGCUACGGUUUUUUUACCCCUGUAACACUACCAUUCAUCUUCGAAGGACAAAAAGGAGAAUCCGUCGAAUCUUUAUCCCUCGGAUACAGUGGCCAAUUGUGUUGCUGCGGUAGUCACUGUGUACAUACAGAUACAGAGAUAAAUAAUUAAUUUUAAUUUUAGACCCUUCUUCUUCUUCUUCUAACUGAAACCGCAGCCACCCAUACUCAGAAAAGAGUACAACGGCGACUUCUGCGAGGGCUUUUUCCCCUCCUGAAACAGCUUCACUGAAAGAGGUAGAUAGAUAUUUCUGUUGUUGGGUGGCAAUGGAAGUUUUGCUACCAAAACUUCCUUCUUUCAAAUUUCCAAGUGCCACUUAUUGCUGCUCGAUCACUAGUAGGAGCUCAUCAUAUGUCAGAUUUGGGUUCCGUCGCGUAUCUGUUUGUGCAUCAACUGUCAAUGAAGCAGUAGCUGAACCAAUUGUUGGUUUCCUUUCUUUGGGUCACUCCACCCGACCCCAUUUCCCCAUACUUCACCAGGAAGUAAAUGGCUCAAAACUUGUUUACUUAGACAAUGCAGCAACUUCUCAAAAGCCCACCGCUGUAUUGAAGGCAUUGCAAAACUAUUAUGAAGCUUACAAUUCAAAUGUGCAUCGGGGCAUACAUUUCUUGAGUGCAAGGGCCACAGACGAGUAUGAAUCAGCUAGAAGGAAAGUUGCUUCUUUUAUAAAUGCUAUCGAUUCCAGAGAGAUUGUAUUCACAAAAAAUGCUUCUGAAGCUAUCAAUCUUGUUGCUUAUUCUUGGGGGUUGUCAAAUUUAAAACCUGACGAUGAGAUCAUACUUACAGUUGCUGAACAUCACAGUGCGAUUGUUCCUUGGCAAAUAGUAGCUCAAAAAACAGGGGCUGUUUUGAAAUUUGUGGAUUUAAACCAAGAUGAAAUUCCAGACAUAGACAAGUUGAAAGAAAUGCUCUCAAGGAAGACCAAAAUAGUUGUUGUCCAUCAUGUUUCAAACGUGCUUGCUUCUGUCCUUCCUAUUCAAGAUAUUGCACAAUGGGCACAUGAUGUUGGAGCAAAAGUUCUUGUAGAUGCUUGCCAGAGUGUUCCACACAUGAUGAUUGAUGUCCAGAGCCUUAAUGUUGAUUUUCUUGUGGCUUCUUCUCACAAGAUGUGUGGCCCUACAGGCAUUGGAUUCUUAUACGGUAAAAUAGACCUCUUGUCUUCCAUGCCUCCAUUUUUGGGUGGUGGUGAAAUGAUUUCUGAUGUAUAUCUUGAUCAUUCAACUUAUGCCGAACCUCCAUCCAGAUUUGAAGCUGGAACACCAGCUAUUGGGGAAGCAAUUGGUUUAGGAGCAGCCAUUGAUUACUUAUCUGGGAUUGGUAUGCAAACUAUACAUGAUUAUGAGGUGGAGCUGGGUAGAUAUCUGUAUGAAAGGCUUCUUUCAGUCCCAAAUAUUCGCAUCUAUGGGCCAGCGCCUUCAGAAAAAGUCGAACGAGCUGCCCUUUGUUCUUUUAAUGUUGAGAAUUUGCACCCUACUGAUCUUGCAACACUUCUGGAUCAACAGCAUGGAGUGGCAAUCAGAUCAGGUCACCACUGUGCCCAGCCUCUCCAUCGCUAUUUAGGCGUCAGCUCAAGUGCACGUGCUAGUCUCUAUUUUUAUAACACAAAGGAGGAUGUAGACAACUUUAUCCAUGCCCUCAAUGACACAGUCAGCUUUUUCAGUUCAUUGAUGUAAGUGGAAUGUAUUUUUAUGUAUAUUAUAUUUUGUUUAUACACGAAUGAGAGGGCUUGCUUGGUAGGACAAGCUGCAUCAAUGAAAUGUUCUUGAAUUUCAUUCCUCCUGUUCAUAUCAUUGGCUGGUAAUAGGCAUCCACUAAUAGCAGUAUUGCAACCUAUCUACCUCCUGAAUUUUUGUGUAAAGAAAAUGCUCAAAACGCAUUAAAAUCUUUUCCCUCUUGAUGUUGGAAGGUGAAUGUUGUAUCCACUUUUACUUUUGACAGGAAUAACAUAAUGCAUAUUUUUGUGCUUA
This is a messenger RNA of Glycine soja, 2249 nucleotides long. Its product is annotated as cysteine desulfurase 1, chloroplastic-like. The transcript is spliced from 12 exons. Gene Ontology annotation, molecular function: pyridoxal phosphate binding; cysteine desulfurase activity. Lineage: Eukaryota; Viridiplantae; Streptophyta; Magnoliopsida; Fabales; Fabaceae. Bases 549 to 1955 code for a protein of 468 amino acids. The record is from RefSeq and is a predicted model, not a curated record.